AUGUGCCCUCCAAUCCCAAUUUACUUUGUACUUUUCAUCUUGCUCAAUGUAGCAGCCCAAUGCAAUUCGGCAUCCUCCACAGGAUUUAGUUUAAGGCUUUUGCCUUUGAUCUCUCCCGAAUCUCCUAUGUAUCCUGGAAACCUCAGCCAAUUUGAAAGAACUGAGAUAUUGGUUGAAACGUCUAAAGCAAGAGCAAAGCAGUUAGCGUCCAUGUCCGUUUCCAAUGCUUUAAUCCAGCCUGAAAGUAUUCAUCUUAAUGUUUACAAUAGUCAGUCCUUGUUCUGCGUGGAAGUAUUUCUCGGAACCCCAAAGAAGUCACAGUUCCUAAUCUUGGAUACAGGUAGUGACCUCAUUUGGACACAGUGCCUACCCUGCAUAAAUUGCUUCCAGCAAUCAAAUCCUAUAUUUGAUCCAAAGUCUUCCUCUACUUUUCAAAAGAUCCCCAGUUACCAUCCUCUUUGUAUUCAGCCUUUUCGAUGCGUAAACGGACAAUAUGUCGAUCAAGUUACCUACGCAGACGGAUCAACUUCAUCUGGUGUUCUCUCCAGCGCGACCUUCAUAUUUCCAGACAAAAAGAGUUUCACUGAAUUACCAAUUUGGGUCUUCGGCUCCGCAAAUGACAAUAGAGGUCCCCAUUUCUCCUCCAUAAGCUCUUGCUUUAGAAACUUCAACCAAUAUCUCACUUCUUUCAAAAUGGGUGAGGUUUCCGGCAAAAACAUAGGAGAUCCGGGAGAAAACAAAGGCAAAAAGCCUUAA
Mangifera indica (mango) is the source of this 756-nucleotide messenger RNA. Its product is annotated as aspartic proteinase nepenthesin-2-like. Bases 1 to 756 code for a protein of 251 amino acids. The transcript has a single exon. Gene Ontology annotation, cellular component: extracellular region. The record is from RefSeq and is a predicted model, not a curated record. NCBI's taxonomy places the organism in Eukaryota, Viridiplantae, Streptophyta, Magnoliopsida, Sapindales, Anacardiaceae.